Spodoptera litura is the source of this 439-nucleotide messenger RNA. It is a transcript of the gene ND-B12, whose product is annotated as NADH dehydrogenase [ubiquinone] 1 beta subcomplex subunit 3. Lineage: Eukaryota; Metazoa; Arthropoda; Insecta; Lepidoptera; Noctuidae. Gene Ontology annotation, cellular component: respiratory chain complex I; mitochondrion. Gene Ontology annotation, biological process: electron transport chain; mitochondrial respiratory chain complex I assembly. The record is from RefSeq and is a predicted model, not a curated record.
UUUAAUUAAUAAUUUCAGAGAGGGAUACGUGAAGAUUUUUAUUUACAAAAAAUAAAAAAGAUGGGUGGACAUGGACAUGAACCUCCAUACAAAGUGCCAAGCUACCAGGAGUUCACCAUCAAGGGUAUCCCUCAACUAGAAGAACUUGAGAAAGCACUAGAAAAAAAGGGCCUCCGUGAUCCAUGGAUCAGGAAUGAAGCGUGGCGCUACCACCCCGGGUUCGGCACGAAGUGGGCUCGCGCGCGCGCCGUGUUCUUCCGCGGCGCGCCGCUCGGGCUGGGGCUGGCCCUGCUCACCGUCGCCGCCACUAAGGCGCUCGGCGGCAAGGACGACCACGACCACCACUGACGUGUUAUUUAAUGUAUCAUAAUUGUUAUCUUUGAUUGCUAUAUUACUAUUGGCUAGGGUAUAGAAAUAAAAACACUAGAAACCCAAUCUA